AUGUUACUGUGCAGGGCGAGCCCAAUGGUCCGGACUUCAUGGUGUGAACGCUCUGACUGCCUGCGCUCUUCAUCAGACCUGUCCCACUCCCCCCCCUUUACCCUUCCUCCCUCCCCCUUCUCUCGUCCCCACUCCCUUCUUCCUUCCCCUUUCCCCCUCUCCCUCUCCUUCACGCUGCUCCGCACUCCCCACUACCAGGCGAUGGGGGCAUUGGGGGACGGCAUUGUGGAUCCGCGCGUGUGCUUCUGGUCGCGGGAAACGGACGACAACCCUGCCAGCUGCAUCACGGGGAGAGUCAGGGUCAAGCGAGUCAAACCUCCGUCGGGUCCCCAGGAGCCCUUGGACAUACCAGCAGACACGGAUUUCGUGUAUUACCACAUGUACUCGUACGACUUUGCCUCCUUCUCCGACAUUCCCAAUGACGAGUGUAAGUGUGGCUUGCUCACUCGCUCGCGCCUUCUGAGAAUAAAAUAG
This is a messenger RNA of Closterium sp. Yama58-4, 474 nucleotides long. The record is from the annotation of a GenBank genome assembly. Lineage: Eukaryota; Viridiplantae; Streptophyta; Zygnematophyceae; Desmidiales; Closteriaceae.